Molecule: messenger RNA, 771 nt
Organism: Cryptococcus wingfieldii CBS 7118
Lineage: Eukaryota; Fungi; Basidiomycota; Tremellomycetes; Tremellales; Cryptococcaceae
Exons: 1
Coding region: 1-771 (256 amino acids)
Source: RefSeq, a predicted model, not a curated record
AUGGACACAACCUCAACCACCCCCAGCACCAUCCCCACCACCCAACAAGUCUACACCACCCUCCGUCCUCUCCUAUUCGCACCCCGCUCAACGCUCUCGGCUGUGUUCCAGCUCCUCACCCCUUUCCCUUCCCCUUCUUCAUCUCAACCGCCAACGCCAUCCCAGACACCAUCCCAAUCUCAGUCUCAGUCUCAGUCUCGCUCGCAACCACAAUCCCUCCCCAACCCCCUCUUCCCAUCCUCCCCCUCCUACAACGCCCGCAUCCAAUCAACCUGGCUCACCCACACCAACAACACCACCAACAACAAUAACACCCCCUCCACCUACCCCUCCAUGGCCCAAUGGCGCGGCCUACGCACAAAACGCUUGUCGCAAGCAGGCACCAGCACGUCGCCAGAGGGCAAACCGUUGAAAGAGGCGAAAUUGCAGAUUGAUAGGUUGGAGAGGACGGGCAAGUUGGGGGUGCUGGAUAGUGCGCUUUUUGGGUCUUUUGCGGAGGACAAGGAGGAGAAAGGAGAGAGGAGGGAGAGGGAUGGUGAAGAGGAUUAUUACCCCCAGACGUUCGGUGAUCUGCUGAUGGAUAGUCUUCUUACUGGUACCGCGCAAGAUAUGAGUAUUGCGGAGGAGGUCUUGAGGGAUGUAAGGGAGAGAGGGGCGAACGACUUGAAAGAGAGGUUGGAACUGUUUUUGAAUGCGGCGAAUGCGACCCGGGACAGGCGACGAGUUGAUUCAUCGCUAGAGACAAGUCCUCAGGGCUCUGGAUCUGCUUGA